Molecule: messenger RNA, 5200 nt
Organism: Capra hircus (goat)
Lineage: Eukaryota; Metazoa; Chordata; Mammalia; Artiodactyla; Bovidae
Gene: GPR161
Product: G protein-coupled receptor 161
Exons: 6
Coding region: 529-1776 (415 amino acids)
Biological process (GO): G protein-coupled receptor signaling pathway
Cellular component (GO): membrane; recycling endosome
Molecular function (GO): G protein-coupled receptor activity
Source: RefSeq, a predicted model, not a curated record
GCGAGCGCCGCGAAGUUACUCGGUCUGUGCUCUGGCCGGGUACCCGUGCUGGCGGCGGGGCGGCGGGAGGAGCGAAGCGGGGCUCCGCGGGCUGAAACCCGAAACCUCCGGCCCCCGAGCGCGGCCGGGAGGAAGGAAGCUGCUGCCGCGGCGGCGACGGAGGCGGGGAGGCGGCUCGGGCCGACCCGGCCCUGAGCUGCCGCGGCGGCCUCUGGGAAGGAGCUGAGUAACCUCACCGAGGAGGCCAGUGACCAAGGGGGCGGCGGCGUCACAGAGUUCAUCGCCAUCGUCAUCAUCACCGUUUUUGUCUGCCUGGGCAACCUGGUCAUCGUGAUCACCUUGUACAGGAAGUCCUACCUCCUUACCCUCAGCAACAAGUUUGUCUUCAGCCUGACCCUAUCCAACUUCCUGCUGUCUGUACUGGUGCUGCCUUUCGUGGUGACCAGCUCCAUUCGGAAGGAAUGGAUCUUCGGUGUGGUCUGGUGCAAUUUCUCAGCCCUCCUCUACCUGCUCAUCAGCUCAGCCAGCAUGCUCACCCUUGGGAUCAUCGCUGUCGACCGCUACUAUGCUGUCCUGUAUCCCAUGGCGUACCCGAUGAAGAUCACAGGCAACCGGGCUGUGAUGGUGCUUGCCUACAUCUGGCUUCACUCCCUCAUCGGCUGCCUGCCACCUCUGUUUGGCUGGUCAUCGGUGGAGUUUGACGAGUUCAAGUGGAUGUGUGUGGCCGCGUGGCACCGGGAGCCUGGCUAUACCGCGUUCUGGCAGAUCUGGUGUGCCCUGCUCCCCUUCUUGGUCAUGUUGGUGUGCUAUGGCUUCAUCUUCCGAGUGGCCAGGAUCAAAGCACGCAAGGUACACUGUGGCGCUGUGGUCACUGUGGAGGUGGGCGUGCAGAGGACUGGGAGGAAGAACUCCAGCACCUCUACCUCCUCCUCGGGCAGCAGGAAGAGCACCUUGCAGGGUGUGGUCUAUUCGGCCAACCAGUGCAAAGCCCUCGUCACCAUCCUGGUGGUCAUCGGUGCCUUCAUGGUCACCUGGGGCCCCUACAUGGUUGUCAUCACCUCUGAGGCCCUCUGGGGGAAGAACUGUGUCUCCCCAACCCUGGAGACCUGGGCCACUUGGCUGUCCUUUACCAGCGCCAUCUGCCACCCUCUGAUCUAUGGACUCUGGAACAAGACGGUGCGCAAGGAACUCCUGGGCAUGUGCUUUGGGGAUCGGUAUUACCGGGAACCAUUUGUACAGCGGCAGAGGACGUCUAGGCUCUUCAGCAUUUCCAAUAGGAUCACAGACCUGGGCCUGUCCCCACACCUCACGGCCCUCAUGGCAGGCGAGCAACCCCUGGGGAACAGCAGCAGCACCGGGGACACUGGCUUCAGCUGCUCUCAGGACUCAGGAACAGAUGUCAUGCUGCUUGAAGACUGCACAUCGGAUGACAACCCUCUCUCCCAUGGCACGUGCCCACCCAAGAGGAGGAGCUCAGUGACAUUUGAAGAUGAAGUGGAACAAAUCAAAGAAGCUGCCAAGAACCCUAUUCUUCACGUGAAAGCUGAUGUGCACAAGUCCUUGGACAGUUACGCAACCAGCUUGGCCAAAGCCAUAGAGGCUGAAGCCAAAAUCAACUUAUUUGGGGAGGAGGCUUUGCCUGGGGUCUUGCUUACAGCUCGGACUGUCCCUGGAAUUGGCUUUGGGGGCCGCCGCGGCAGCAGAACUCUCACAGGUCAGAGGCUGCAGCUUCAGAGCAUUGAAGAGGGGGAUGUUUUAGCUGCAGAGCAGAGAUGAGGGUGGACGCCUGUUACCAUCUGUGCCGGGGCUCUGGGAGCAACAUCUGAUACGCAGUCAUCUGAAAAAACGCCCAAAACAGUGUCUGUAAGUGACUUCCGUGUCUGUGCGAGACCACACGAGGGCUUCCUGUGGAUUCCAGGGAUGGGACCAGAGGCAUCGAGAGCACAAAACAAAGCAGAUGGAGGUGUGGCUGAGACUCUGUGGGAGGUGGGGUUUAGAGGGGUCUAGAGGCCUCGGCUGGGCAGGAAAGCACCACGGGGCCACUUCCUCUUCUUCACAACCGGUGUCCUUGGGAGUCCAGCCAUGCACUCUACCAGAGGCCUCGGGACACUUUGGAGGAUGGCGCUUCCUCUGUGUGGCUGAUGCGGGCUGUGUGGGGCCAUUGGUUCUACCCUAAAUGGUCCCCAGAGGAGAACCCAGGAGCACAAUGCCCCAGACCCAUGCGUCCUGGUUACAGCCUUGCCUCCAGGCCAUCUGCUGAUUCUAGUAGGGACUGUUCCCUGGUUGCUGGGCAGAGGCAGCAGGUCUGGGUCUGUGGUUGCUGAGGAUAGGCCUCCCUAUGGACUGGUUCCUUAGUAUUUUAAAAGAAGGGAGAAACCACUGUAAACAACAGGAGCAAGGAACAGAUACCGGAUGUUUCAUUUCUAGAAAGAAAACCCAUUUGGUUAGGAAGCACCUUCAUCUUCCGCACCUGAACAGGGCCGCGGGGCCAAGCACUGCCGGGAAGCAGAGUUACUGCUGUCGUUAGAGGGAAUCCCCUUCACACAGGGAAAUCCCAUGGGAUAGGUUUCGUAUGUGAUGCCUGAUGUAGUUUAGAUUAGCUGGCCUCCAGGGAAAACCCCCAUGGCCAGCAGCUACUACUUCCUGCCCUGAAUGUUUUAAGAAAGACUUGAAGGAACUCUGGACCUGGCAUCAGGAACUGUGUGCCGGCCUGACUCUGCCUUAGUUACUCGGGCCACUGGGACUCCCUGUCACCUCUGGGUCAUCUGGAAAAUGAGAUGGGGAUUGUGGAGUUGGACUGAAUGGUGUGUGUGUGCUUAGUCAUCCAGUCGUGUCUGAGUCUUUGUGGUCCCAUGGACUGAGUGGUGGCCAGGGUCCUUUCUAACCCUGAUCUUUGAUGUUCUCUGAAUUUGUUAGGGGGAAAAAAGUGACCCAUGGAUCAGUAUCUGCACAGCUUCUGGGUGUCAUGUCUGAUGGGCAUGUGAAACACUUCAGGCCUGAUGUGUGGGCUGAUCCAGUGUGUCCGUUUAGAGCACAGUCCUGACAGGAUGCCGACCAGCAGGACACAUAAAUGGGUGCAGAGGGCGUGUCCUCAGAGGUGGAAAGUGGGGCCACGGACUGACACGCAUGUGGGAUCUCUCCCCGCCCCCUUUGAGACGGGAUGGCAGCUGAAUGUGUGGGCUUGCAACAGUGGCUGUGGUGACUUGAACCACCUGUUCCUGCCCUUCAGCCUAGAUGACAGCAGCCAAGUACAGGUCUUUCCCUACUUCUGAAUUCCAGGUGGUCAGCAGAGGAUACAUUCUGAGGAGAUCUCCCACAUCUGUUAUGAGGCAGCCGUUCCAGAAAGUGCAUCACCUUUGCAGUGUUUCACUGUGGUCUAACUAGUUCUCCAGGAGGCAGUGUGUCUUUGCUGCGUGACAGAGACCAGUGGUUGGCUGGUCCCUUUGUCUGUAGUUUACAAAAGAGUUUUCCUUAGACCUGGGGGCUGCUACCUUCACAGUGAUCAAAUUCAUCCAGUCUGCAUUCUGGAUGGGAGAGGGAAGAAGCAGAGGGCAGUUUCACCUGUGGAUUCUGCUGAGGUGAUGUGCAGAUCAGUCAGAUUCUGCUCUCACUACUGGCUGGCAUUCGUAAAUCUGAGGGCAUUUUUGCUUUCUGUAUUUUUUCCUACCACUUGUCCUUAUCCAGUUUCUAGAGGGACCAUAUUCUGGUAUGCUCUGGGUGGGAACAGGGCAGGAACCUAGGAUGACCCCCCCCCGCCCCAACCCCAUCUGCCCCAUCAGACCAUUUGAGUGCAACGAAGCAGCCAGGAGUUGGAAAGUACCUUCCCUGGACUGUACUUGGCUGGGCGCAAAGGAGCAUCCUGAGACCUCCCAAGUCGUCAUAGGCUGAUCCCAGACUAGCUGGGAUACACUAGAUCUCAUCUAAGCCAAUCUAGAAAUACUGUGCUUCCCCAAAGCUUUCUCUGCAUUUCCUCUUUUGUACUGAAGUCCAUUCAUCUACCAAGCAGUGCAUAUCUAGCGUGUGCAAGGCAUCAAGCUAGGCUCUGUAAUAACAUUAAAGUGUUCUCACUCUAAUGUAGGAAGAGACCUAGAGGAGACUGAGGCUAAUAAACAGCAAAGUCAAGUAAUGGUUCUAGAAAGAACUGCAGGCUCUAUAGGGAGGUGAAUAUUCCCAAUUAGAAUGAGUUAGCGGUAGCACCCUAUAGGAGGUGACUGGGCCAAGACUUGGAGGAUGUCUAGCAGCUAGAACCAUAUUCUGCAUAUUUAGGAAUUCAAAUACUCCUUAUUCAGCCUGAGUGAGAAGGGAGUGCAAAAGGAGGCAAGUGGGGAGAGGACAAAGAUACACUCCCUGUACACUGAGGUUUCUGGGAGGCAGUUUUGGGGACACUUGUCCUUAGUGCACAAAGUCAAAACCCCAGCUGCCCUUGCUGAACGCUGGCCCAUUAGCUUUAUUCAGCUGUGCAGCAGCAAUCUAAGGCCUUCCUGAGGGGGCAGUGUGGGGAGUGAUAGGUGGGACAUUUGGCCACUUAACAUAAAAACCUCAGUUCUGCAUCUUCUAGUUUUGACAGGACCACCUGUAGGACUGUUGCCCAUCUCUGCUUCUUUCAUCGAGGUUACCACUUGACUAAGUACCCCCCAUGCUAUCUCCCAGAUACCAGGGCCGGGGGCUAGUAUGACCUGGAAGGCACGAAGUCCCACACUGCCAAGCACACAGGUCACUGCCGAGGCCUUUCCCAGGCACCGAUUCAGGGCCUUCGACCCCAGGUGGCAGCAGUGUGGCUGUGGCGCCACUGGCCGUUCCCAGCGGCAAAGAGUCGAGGAUAAAGCUGAAGGCUUGUUUGCUCCUGGCUUAGAACACCUCCUCUAAACUCCAGGUCUCCACUGCUCUCUGCCUUUAAGGACCACCCAGCUAGCUUGCUUACACUGCUCAGCUGUGUGAUCUUAAAUCCCUGCUGUAGAAAUGGGGUUGAGGAAUGUAAGAGAAGGGCCAUAUGGUGCUAAUGUCGCUAAUGUUAUUUGAUUCUCAUUUAAGGAGCUGCUGUGUAGUCUCUGAGCAACUGUCGAGACUAACUCAAGUAUUUGCGAUAGGACAAGGAAUCCUGGGGUGGACAGGACAGGAGAGGGAGGAAAAGGGCUUUGAUACAGUGAGAGAUAAGAAAGCUCUCUUAAAAGUGAACAAUGCAAAGAAAUAGAGGAAAACA